Molecule: messenger RNA, 1809 nt
Organism: Physeter macrocephalus (sperm whale)
Lineage: Eukaryota; Metazoa; Chordata; Mammalia; Artiodactyla; Physeteridae
Exons: 2
Coding region: 717-1376 (219 amino acids)
Source: RefSeq, a predicted model, not a curated record
ACCUGCUCUCAGUCAUCUCUCUGCUGACCCCACCUACAUGGCUGUAGGCUUCUGCUCCCUUUUCAAAUGGAUGGAAAGUAGAAGGACCACAGAGGAGGUGUCACUGGAAGACGAGUCUUCAGACCUUGGCUCUAAACCUAGUCAGUAACUAGCUGUGCGCUUCUGGGCAAAUGAUCUAGUCUCUGUAUCUCAAUAUCCUUAUAAAGGAAAUGUAGAAGGGAACAGGCCGCCCCGCGUGAGAUAAUGGAUGUGAACACAGUUUGAGGAGUGCAUGCAAGCUGGUUUCAUCACCUCUAAUUUCACUUUGUCAAACUAGAAACAUCUCAAACAUUAGAAGGAAGUUGCUGCCUGAAAAUAGGGAGGUAGACAGUGAAUCACUCCAUAAAUGCGACCUAAAGAUAAUAACUUUGAUCUUCCACCAACACCCUAAAUCAUCGUCCUCAUCAGAGGUGGAAUGAAGCUGAGUCCUUCCCAGUCCGGUCUCCGCCAUGAAAGCCCAUCUUGUCAAGACACAUCUUCUACACGAUUCGCUCUUAAUGCAGAGCUGGGAUCCAGCUUUGCCCACAGACUGCCCAUCGCAUCACCUCCACCAGGCGUGCAGUGGGGUUCCAAGCAGGGGCAGGGGUACGCGAAAGGCCAGGGAGAGUUGAACCCCUCGAGCACAUAUUCAAAAACGGCAUCUUCUAACGAUCUUCAAGGCACUCUAAUUCGUGGACAUGACUGUCAAAAUUGGACUGGUGAGAAGGUGCCAGCACAAGAAGGGCGGCUACAGGACCGCAAACCCCACAAGGAAGGUGGUCCAAAGGUGGCUUCAGUUAGCUGAGUUGGCUGCCCCUCAGUCUGACCACCAGCUGGGUUUGCUGCUGUCGGAAGCCCGCCAGCCCCGGCUCUACACGGGACACAGGAGGCAGCACUUCUCUCCAACAAGAGUCUCUCUGUCCCUCAGGCCCAAGGAGUCCGUUCAGGUCACCCACAGCCCAGCACCUCCUUCGGAGCCACCUUCCCACUCACUCACGCGGUGCCAAGAUGUGAAAAUGGAAGCAGACCCGAAGGAACCCUGGUGGACGAGCUGGGGACACGACCGGAGCCCGAGGCUCCGACUGCUUGCAACUCCAGGCUCCGACCUGGUCGGGCCCAGCCUCCUGCCCGGCGCUGCCCCUCAGCUGCAGAAUCUGCAACAUCAAGGAGCCAGUUCUUCCCUUGAGGCACAGGGAGGGGUCUGCAGACGUGUCCCAAGAAGCCAGCUCCCUCUAGGGUGGCCUGUUUCCCUUCUCAACUCUGGGCCUUCCGGGCGCCCCGGGUGGCCUGUCGCUGCUGCGGCCCCAGGGCCCCCAGCCCACAGCCAGCCACAGGCGUCUGCGGGUCACCACGCCUGAGGUCCAAGGACCCCAGGGGCAGGGGGUUGUUGUGAGGGCUCUGAGACUAUCACCGUGAGUUCCAGAAUGUCCUUCUGUCCCGUUCUGUGGGCUUUCAACUUUCCUAAGUACGCAGGAGAGCAGACCAAGGGGACGUCGAUCCCACGGGCACCUGGUGGAGUAAACUGUCAGUGCACAUGGGGCCUUCUCGCCACUCUUCCUUUCAAAGGUGGACUGUUUAAGAGCAAGCUGCUCUCACGCUAACCUGACCACAGUUUCCUGGGAGCUGGGGGGAGCCAGGGUAGGAGGGUAGGGAUGGGGGAGCGGAGCCUGGAAGGGGGAGGGAACUCAAGCACCACACGCACACCCCCCCCAUCCUUCCUGACACGGAGCCAGAGUGGUUCCUCACAAGAAAGCGUGAAGUGUCAAUAAGCAGACACUAGCACAGCCCGAA